Durotheca rogersii is the source of this 885-nucleotide messenger RNA. Its product is annotated as DUF1348-domain-containing protein. Bases 303 to 800 code for a protein of 165 amino acids. Lineage: Eukaryota; Fungi; Ascomycota; Sordariomycetes; Xylariales; Xylariaceae. The transcript has 3 exons. The record is from RefSeq and is a predicted model, not a curated record.
CGUAAAUCCCGAACACGUGUGCCACGCCUCAGAGCUAGACCAACAUCCACUUCCCGGGGGGGCUUCUUCACUGCAAAUUACCGGUUGAGUUGCCCUGCCUCUUCCCGUACAUGCUAGCGCUGGGUAGUUUGGUCUCUUUUCACCCAACCUGGGAUCAAGACUAUUACAACCGUUCGAUCAAUACAUAAGCGGUUUCAGCUCCAGGCUAUCCAGCAUCAUUCUUCAACCCCAUACUGCAUUUUGAACCUUUACGACAGGCAGACCGGGCGAAAAGAAGAAGAAAUAUAGAAAUUUUGGCAAACAUGAUGGCGACCAGAACCCAAGGAAAGCCCCCGUACCCGCCUUUCACCGAGGAGACGGCGAAGGUCAAGGUGAAAGCGGCCCAGGACGCCUGGAACACCCGGGACCCCGCCAAGGUCAAGCUCGCCUACACGCCCGACUCCGUCUGGCGCAACCGCGACGUGUUCCUGCAGGGGCGCGACGAGAUCGAGGCCUUCCUCACGGCCAAGUGGGCGCGCGAGCAGCGCUACCGGCUGCGCAAGGAGCUGUUCGCCUUCUCGGACGACCGCAUCGCUGUCCAGUUCUGGUACGAGUGGUGGCAGCCCGGCGGCGACGGCGACGGCGAGGGCACGGGCCAGUGGUGGCGCACCUACGGCCUCGAGGACUGGACGUUCGCGCCCGACGGGCUGAUGCGGAAGAGGCAGAUGAGUGGGAACGACGUCAAGAUCAGCGAGGAGGAGAGGUGGUUCAAGGACGGCGUGGAUGUGAACACGGUGCCCAUCUCCGAGAAGCACUGGUGAUCUGGUACCUACCUUAGGUACCUGGUAUAUGGGGGCGAGGCAGGCUAAAGUAGGUGGGGGGCGGAAGAGAAUUUGGCAGAGACGA